Dreissena polymorpha is the source of this 1113-nucleotide messenger RNA. RefSeq lists its product as uncharacterized. The transcript has 6 exons. Lineage: Eukaryota; Metazoa; Mollusca; Bivalvia; Myida; Dreissenidae. The record is from RefSeq and is a predicted model, not a curated record. The coding region runs from base 55 to 1113 and encodes 352 amino acids.
GUAGUAGUAGUAGUAGUAGUAGUAGUAGUAGUAGUAGUAGUAGUAGCAGUAACAAUGUUAUUUUUAUUUAAAGUUUUGGGUCAACACCUACUGCUGACGUCUAAUGUGCCUGUGGUAGAAGAAAACAACCCACUGACAUUUACCUGUGUCCUGCCUUCUAAAGGGGCAAAUACGGGAUGGAUUGUGAAUGGUGUUAGGACAGAAACGGCGCUACUGGAUGACGGGAGAUGCAUACAGCCAUCUGUACCACCACAGGGGUUUAUCUACACGUGCGUCAGUUCAACUGUCUUCACUUUGACCAUCCUUCAGGUGAAACGUGAACAGAAUGGAGAACAGUGGACGUGCGAUUCAUGGAUAAACGGCGGAACUUUAUAUAGCAACAACGUUACCCUAAAGGUUCACGUUUUGGGUCAACGCCUACUGCUGACGUCUAAUGUGCCUGUGGUAGUAGAAAACAACCCACUGACAUUUACCUGUGUCCUGCCUUCUAAAGGGGCAAACACGGGAUGGAUUGUGAAUGGUGUUAGGACAGAAACGGCGCUACUGGAUGACGGGAGAUGCAUACAGCCAUCUGCACCACCACAGGGGUUUAUCUACGCGUGCGUCAGUUCAACUGUCUUCACUUUGACCAUCCUUCAGGUUAAACGUGAACAGAAUGGAGAUCAGUGGACGUGCGAUUCAUGGACAAACGGCGGAACUUUAUAUAGCAACAACGUUACCCUAAAGGUUCAAGAUCACAAUGUUUCUGAGCGGACAGGCGAUGUAGACACCGGAUCGUUAAUGCCUGAAAAAUCAAAUACGCAAAUAAUUACCUAUGCCGAAAAUCAUACAUUGCCUAACAACGUCUCUCAGUGGACAAUUGAUGCAGGCAUCAGAUCGUUAAUGUAUACAACACAACAAACGACAAAUUCACAAAAUCAUACAUCUCCUUACAAAGUCUCUGAGGGGACAGGCGAUGCAGACAUCGUAUCGUUAAUGACUUCCAAUGCCGAAAAUCAUACAUUGUCUUACAAUGUGUCUGGGUGGACAGACUAUGCAGACCUUGGAUCGUUGAUGCCUGAAACAACAACUACAAAACCAAUUACAAAUUCACCAAAAAAAAAAAUCGCGUAA